Plutella xylostella (diamondback moth) is the source of this 7177-nucleotide messenger RNA. Its product is annotated as protein zer-1 homolog. The record is from RefSeq and is a predicted model, not a curated record. Gene Ontology annotation, cellular component: Cul2-RING ubiquitin ligase complex. Lineage: Eukaryota; Metazoa; Arthropoda; Insecta; Lepidoptera; Plutellidae.
UUAGACCAUGUCUAUGAUGUUCAGUUUAUUCAGUGAAAUUAUCUAUUUUUGAUUGAGAUGCAGUUUUAACAAAAUAUGUUCAAAUGAAAAAAGCGAACUGUGUCGUUGGAACUUUUAUCCUACCGUAUCGGGUGUGUGUUUUUCUUCACUGAGAAAUGAUAUCAAUCACAGUCUUUCUCUCCCCCGUGUAGUGAAGCUGAGGAUCCCUAACAAACGUAAUUAUGUGGACGGAUAGGGGUUUCUCCUUGUCCGACAGCUCGCCAGAUUCGCUGUUCGAGUUAUGCCUCGACUACAUAGCGAACAACCUGAACACUAUUACGACACUCGACCCGAAGAGCCGAUGGCGUAAACUCAAAGACGACGUCAUAUUGCCAGCGGAAAUAUGCGAGCAGUUCCUUCGAGUUUACCAGCGGAAGAACCGAGUGAACGACAACAUCGCGAACCUGUUCCGCGACCGCACACGCACGCGGUUGAAGACCGUGAGCCUCCGCAACUCUCGCAUUACUGACGAGGGCCUGCGCUGCCUGCUGGAGCACAAGCCCAGCGCCGUGGACCUGGUCCAGUGCGAGUACCUCAGCCAGAGCGCGCUAGACAUCAUCAACAACAACAGCGAAAAUCUAGUCUCUUUGAAAUUUGGCCACCUCACCUACGUGUUCUCACAGGAUGAAACGGCAUUCAGACAACGCGGCUACAUCAUCAAUGCGCCCAAGCUCAGAAGCCUCACUAUACACCGCAGGGGCAUGGCCAUCUACCCCCUACUGCUCCUCAGACCUCUCACACAACUCACACAUUUAGACCUUUCCGAAUGCACAUCAGCUGGAUCAAUAUGGGCAUUAAAUUUAUUGAAAAAGUUAGUUUCUCUAAUCCUACAUAAUGUGCAUUGGUCGAAAGAUGUCAUAGACUGGAUAGCAAGUCUCACUUGCCUUAGGCAUUUAGAUAUUUCACAACCAAAUGAGAGACAUGGCAAAUAUUAUGCACCAAAUGACGUACUUGCUAAAAUAGUGACGAGCCUGCCAAAUUUGGAGUCGUUGGAUAUAUCGGGAACUAACCUGGCUGGUUCGGGGGCAGCAGCAGCCUCUUCAGUAACUGACGGUCCAGAUGGCACCUCCGCGCCGCAGGUCCGGUGUGAUAUACCAGGCCUCAUCAGCAGAGUGAACAAUCCUCUACAUUUCCUCGGACUCUACGGCACUCAUCAUGGAGCUUGCAAAAGACAUGAUAUUCCAGCUAAAGUGAUUUCUGGAGAUGCCAAUGAGGACCAGAUUCUGACGGCAGCGGUUGCCUACAUGGGUCGCCCGGUGAUGCUGAUGAGGGUGCUCAAUGACCUCUACUAUCUGUUCCGCUAUGAGAACAACGCACAUGUUCCCCGAGCCCUGUCCAUCGUCCUUGAUGCCAUGGACCAACAUCUUGGGGAGAAGCACAUCCAGAUUUCUGGAAGCGCGACGCUGUUUUAUAUAGUGAAGGGGAAGGAAAAAGCGAACAUCGGCAUCCGUCUGAAGCGACGCAUCAUCACGGCUCUUCUGGUCGGCAUGGAGGCUCAUCUCGGAGACGACACCAUGAUGAGGAAUGGGUGCCUGACGCUCUGCCAGUUCAAGAUACCCACUGAUGUGCUGUUCGAAUACGAGCGAGUGGUGCUGAUCCUUCUGAACGGAGUGGCGGACGUGAACCAGGAGGGGUUCGUGCAGCGCAUCGCCAUCUACCUGCUCAACUCGCUGGCCUGCCAGGUGGACGGCGUACAGAAGCGGUUCCUCGGUGACCACGGUGCUAUAGGGAAAAUGCUCAAUCUGAUCUCGGAUAGGCUGGAGCGGCGGGUUUGCGACGACGUCCUCGAGGUGGCCUGGUCCACCAUGUGGAACGUCACCGACGAGACCCCACAGAACUGUCUCAAGUUCCUCGAGAACAGAGGCAUGGAGUAUUUCCUUGCCUGCCUAAAGAACUUCCCGGACAAAGAAGAGCUGCUACGCAACAUGAUGGGUCUCCUAGGCAACGUGGCUGAGGUCCAGGAACUACGCCCGCAACUCAUGAAUCAGCUGUUUCUGUCCGUAUUCUACGAACUGCUAGACUCGUCGAGCGACGGUAUCGAGGUAUCAUACAACGCGGCCGGCGUCCUAGCGCACAUGGCGUCCGACGGUCCAGAGGCGUGGACUGUCAAAGAGCCGGCGCGGGAGGCCGUGCUGAACCGCGUGGCCUCGGCCGUCGCCCGCUGGGACCUGCACGCCGAGAGGAAUAUUAACUACAGGUCGUUCGAGCCGAUACUGAGCCUGCUCAGCGCUCACCACACGCCGCAGUGCCAGCACUGGGCCGUCUGGGCGCUGGCCAACUUGACUACGGUUUAUCCCGACAAAUACUGCAGCUUGGUGGAGGCCGAGGGCGGCAUCCGGCUGCUGAACGAGCUGCUGCUCCACGACGCGCCCUACCCCUGCAUCAAGGCACUGGCUCGCAGGGUGAUCAGCAACUGCGAGCGUCACCUAGCCCCCGCGGAGCCGGCCGCGCCGCCGCCCGAUCCGGAGGUCCCCUGUAUGGAGAAUUAACUAAGAAUCUUCUUCGAGGACAUCCUUCCUCGGAUCGAAUAACACGCCAGGUGGGCCAGGGACCACUGGGUGACCGUAGGCCUCGUCAUCAUCAUGUUCCAGUUCUCUCUCCUCACAUAUAAAGUGUAUGAACCCUCAUUCACACAGGAAUAUGACGAUCGAUGGGAUUAAAUCGUCGACAGGAGCGACGGGCCCUGGGAAACCGUCGCAAGAGUAUCGUUUUUCACCGGGAAGUAUUAACCAAUCACAUCCGUCUUCGGAAUAUGAAUUCUUCGCUGAAUUUUAAUGCUGGCUGGAUGGAAAUGGGUUAUUAGUUUUCGGAUCCAGAGGAACUGAUUUAAAGAGUGGACUUUUGUUUCGUUACGAAUGUAACUUGGUGUUGGUGAACGGUAGUGGAGUGGCUUAGGCACGCGGAUGUAAGAUAGUUUUAAAUUAUAAAUAGAUAUAUUAUUAAUAGGGUAAUUUUAUGGUUAAAGAGAGAUUUCACUCACAUAGAUUAUUAGAGUAAGUAUAUUUAUUAUUUACAUUUCAUUUGCGAGGCGGCUUUGUUGAUUGUAUUUCAAAAAUGGGAUGUAUUUUUUAACUAUAGCGCUAACCUAAAGCUAGAAAAAUUUCGGUCAUAGGCCCCAACCCCAAUUUAACAAAAGAAUUGGACCUAAACAUGAUAGGUUAAGAAUUGGUCCUUGACACAUAUCUAUCUUUGUGAAGACGGCUGUCUCUUCUUUAUAAAUAUCAACACUUUUAACUGUCCAAGCCUCAAUGUGUUCCAUAGCUGCUCACCUUUUAAUGGCAUAAAGAGUCAGAAAGUAAUCGAUUGCUCUGUAAUCUUUUGAUUCCAUACACAUUUUCUUUUUCGAAUCUUGCUUAGGUAAAUAGGUUGAACUGUUAUAGAUUUUAAUUAAAUAUAUUUAAGGAUUGUUUGCUCCUCUUGUCUUCUUAGGUGUUUUAUAUUGAGUUUUGCUUCAUACAUUUAUAAGUAUUACUCAGUACAUUUUAUUUGUCGAUAACUAAAAUUAAGAGCUACAUUUACAAAUUAAUUAUACCUCUCAUUACUUUAAGUAUAUGUUUAUAUUUACUCCCUGAUUUAGAUUUUUAUUUAUGUAUAUCAACUUGAAAAUGUCGUUGUUUUAACAACGAAUCUAUUUAGGUAAUAGCUUUAAUGUCAUAAAUUAUAUGAAAUUACAUAUUGAUUCAACAUAUUCGGUACGGUUGUGUGUAGUGAACUAGGUGCUCAUGUAUUUUUGUUCAUAAUUAGGUAAGUACAUUGUCAACAGAUACCUACUAUUUAAUUAUAAUAAUUUACAGUUAGAAUAUAUAGCAGAAAAAAUGUAAAUAUAUACAAAUAUAACUAAAUAUAAAUCUAUAUUUGACAAAUCAAAUCAAAAACUACCCAAGUACCCUCCAAAAUACAUAAGAACUAAAAUAUUUGAGCACCUCGUUUUAUAAUGUGUUGCUAUUUUAUGAAACAAAUCUAGUUGGAAUGGACUAUUACAACAAAUGUACGUGUAGAGUUUAUGCAAUAUAAAACGUGUAAAUUUGACAGUGAAUUUGCAUGAUUAUAGUUUUAACGCAACGUUUAGCAUAAACGAACUAAUCGAACACGUAUUUUAAGCGUAAGAAAUCUUAAUUAAGCCAAUAGUGAUGCAGACCAUGUCACAGUCGGAUUACUGAGGAAUGUUUAUUUGGGAAACCUAGAUUUUAGUAGGUAAUUAUAAGUCACGCAGAUAUAGCAACAAUAUGAUAGAAAUGGCGGAAUUAUCAGUGAUUGAUGAUUGAGAGAGCGUUAUAUGAACUAUUUGCAUGAUGUUUAUUCUUAGGCAUUAUUCCACCAUUGUGCGUCAAAUACUAUGCAUCAAAUUGACACUCGUAUACUAACCAGGAUCUGUCAUUUCCUUGCGAUGGUGAAUCCGCAAUCAAUUUGACACAUCCCGUAAGUUUUACAGCUAUAGCUAUCAGCAAUAGCAGGAAAAUGAGCAUAUAAAUGGAUUAGCACAAAAAGUUUAAACCAGAUGUUUGAAAGAUGUGUAUAAUGUAUUGGACAGCUUUAUCAAUAUGUUUAACGUCUGUGUAUUUUUUGUGGUAAGACCGUACUCAGUAGUACUCAGGUUAUGUAACAUCUAUUUGCCAUUUGAUUGUAAUUUGUUUGACAUUUUUAUUUUACUUGUUAUACAUAUUAUAAAUAAUGGGCGAUUAGACAAUCAGCUCAGAUUUGAUAUUCGGCCAACUGAGCGAACGAAUCUGGCGUAAACGUAUUUACUAUAGUUUAGAAAUCGAUUAGAUGUGAAUAUAUGGAUAGUAACAAUUGGUGUGCGGUUACAAGUACCUACCAUGAGAUUUCAAGUGAUUUGGACUUAUUAAAAUAUACAAGUGGCAUGUGUUGGGUGCUUAUGGCAUACCUCUCUCUCAAGUGAUGCAUGAAUACAUUUCUGAGGAAAAGAGGAUAGUGACGGGUCUUAGGAUGUUUAAUGGGAAUUUAGAUGAUUGGUUUUAUGGGUCUCGCGUUAUGGUGGCAUUGAUUGCGUGAAACAUAAUAUAUUAUAACCAUAUUAUUAUAAUUAGGUCUUAAACCAGAAUAUUUAUUGUUGUUCAAUGUUUACUUAAUGUACCUAUUUACUUACCUAAUAAGGGUUAAAGUCGGAAUUUGAUGUUUUAUAGAAUAGUGUACUUUGACUAAGAUCCAGGUAUCUUUGGCUAGAAAGAUAAAUUCAUAUGACAUUCGAGAAUAUCAUGAAAGUUUUAAGUUCAUAGGGAGUUUUUUGACAGCUCUUUAAAACAAUCACGUUUUGGAUUGAAUGAACGGGACUAAAGUAUGCGACAUACUUCUACUAUAGCCAUCAUAACGCCAUAUUUUUUAAUGAGCUGUCUGAUAACUUCAUAUUUAAAGUACUUUUUUAUAAAACGUUAAUCUCAUACUAUAACCCUCAAUAUUUGUUGUGAGCCUAUUACAUUGUAUGCUAUUUGUAACUAUAUGUUCCAAUAUUAAUACUGACAGUUUUUUCAUGCUUUAAAGGUGCCUGCCAAGAGUACAUACUCUUGGGCUCUUGGGUUGGGUAGGCGAUACCGACUAUGUUCAAAUAUAUCGAUCAACCAAGAUUAGGUUAAGCCGGCUCAGACACCUUUAUAGCACAAAUUCUGCUUCAGUUUUGAAUUUGUAAGUAUGUAUAUGUAAAGCUCGUGUUUCAAAAUAAAAGAGAACAUUCGCUCUCUAAAAGCAUAAUUAUCUUAUUUAAUUAGAAUGUAAUAUCUAUCGACAUCCCCACUAAGCGUCCAACGUAUUCAAUCUACUUUAUAAUGAGAACGUGCUGAGUGUGUGUUUUAAAUCGUUAACGUCAAAUACUAAUGCGACUUUUCUAGUGCGCUAGUGGCGCCUCUAGCGGAAACUAUUGUAAAUGUGAAACAGACUGCAGAAAAAGUAGGAUAUGCAAUUGACAGAUGAAAACUCAAACAUUUUCGUUAAAGUGUAAAUUCACACUCAGCAUGCUAUAAUUCUACUAAUAAGUGUAUAUCAAUACUGAACCUAAGAUUAUAAUUGCUAAUGGUAAUGGUAAUAGAAAUUUUAACUGAAUUUCAUACAUUAGUUAGCUUGUGGUGCAAGGUUCUCCGCUCUGUCACCUCCAUACGACCAUUAAAGAUACUAUAGUGUUGCAAAAGUGGUAUAACAGGAAGCCGAAUGAUGGGGAUGACUCAUGGGCUUAUUCCUAAACCACUUUUAUACCUAUUACAAUUUUUUAAAUUUCUUGUAAUAUAACCUAAAUUAUUUAAUAGCUAGAAAAAAAAUACUUAUUAUUCCUAUGUGAACAACAGGUCAACCGUAAUCCAUAUUAAUAAUAACUAAAGUUGUUGUCGGUGUGAACUACAAAGGGUGUCAACCCUUUGGCAAGAAAUUUUCCAAAGCCAUUUUAAUGUGAUAUUCAAGACAAGUUCAAGAGCUUAUUAAUCAACUUACUUAUGAUUGAAAUUAUGUAAAAACAUUGUAUGUUUGUAGCGAUUUCAUUUACCACUUAACUGAUGCAGGACAUAAUUAGGAACUAGUAGUAAGCCCUUUCUUUCAUAAAAUUAUGACGCAUCAAAUCAAAAUUGUAAAUGUUUUGUUAAUUCUUAUUUAUUGAUCUAGAUUCUGAAGGCACAAUGAUAAACGCAACGUAUUAUGGCAUAGAAUAAUGCCCAUCAUAUUAUAUGGAAAAAAAAAGUUUUUUUUUGCUUAUGUUUUCUUAUUAAUAAAAAAAACCGCAUAAUGUUAUAUCUCAGUUUGAUUAACAUAAACUUAACGAGUGUAAACCAUUACAGAUCUAUCAUUAGUUUAUCGUAAUUCUUCAUACAGGGUUGAUCUACUUCAUUUUCAUUUACAAAACCAACUUUGCCUAAGUUUUCUUUUAAAUCAUGUUAAGAUAAAAAUUAAGGAUAUUGGUGUUUCACAUAAUAUAGAUAUUAUAUAAUAUGCAUGUAUCGUACCGUUAAUGUAAUUGACGUUGUAGGUAGUUUUGUCUCAAAAUUAAAUUCACAUCGUAAAAUUUAAAGUGUUGCUACUUUCAAAGAGUUCAAAAUUAUAAAAAGGAAAUGUUUUAUUUUUCCAUAUCUUGCUUUUUGUUUGUAGUUAUGUACAUUUUUCCUUGAGAUACAAUUUGUAAAAUAGUUAUAAGUUGGAAGUA